AUGGACUCGUUUCACGAUGGCUCGCACGCCUCUCCUACCAAAGCCCGCCAGGCUGCUAUUCAAGCCAAAGACUGGGCAUACGUGAACUCCUGGUUAAGCCGGCAGUAUGCGCCUAAACCAGUGCCCCAUUUCGAACGCAACGAGGAUACCCUCCGGGUUCUCCUGACGUUAGCUGCGGCCAAUGAUGCCGCUGACGAGGAAGCAAGUCUCCAACACCGCGCACGCGAGGAAGCUGUCCAGACCUUCAAAUUACGUGAAAAGGCAGAAGCAAAGGACGCCCAUGAACAGCAGAAGAAUGAAAUUCUGGACGAAGUCGAACUGUGCCUUGACGAAAGAGGCAGAACCAAUCUAGACGAUCUUACCGAUGCAGGAGUUGCCCUUGGUAACACUUUGAAUCCUACACCUGAGGAUCUGAGCCAGUCGAUUGUCGAGCUCACAGCAGAAGAGUUUGACGCGCAAGAUCAAAUGGCAAAGGUGGAUAUGUUGCACCGAUACCUCCAAAAGGAGCUUGUACGGCUGCAGGACGAUCUAGACGAGCUCAGGUCUGACAAGGCUUACGAGACGCCUGCGGAUACUCAACGUUUGACGUCAGAGUGGGUGCGCGGCACGAAGGUGCUCAGUACGAAAGUUGGGGAAUAUCAAGACCGUAUUUCAUCACUCGAGCGGAAUCAACCACACGGCCCUACUAUUGACGAGCUCAUGGUGGAAGAAGAGAAUGUCAUUCGGCUACGGGAAAAUGUCAGGUCUCUUGAAGGUCGUGUGAAAGCUUUCCACGAUCUACCCAAGGACAUAUUAGGAGCUCGGGCACGAUACAAAGAAUUAGAGCGCGAGUUAGGCCAGCUUACACGACAGCGAGAUACGAUGUUUGGGAAUCUUGUCGAGCGUCGAUGA
Penicillium cataractarum is the source of this 891-nucleotide messenger RNA. RefSeq lists its product as uncharacterized. Lineage: Eukaryota; Fungi; Ascomycota; Eurotiomycetes; Eurotiales; Aspergillaceae. The record is from RefSeq and is a predicted model, not a curated record. Gene Ontology annotation, cellular component: cytosol; HAUS complex. The coding region runs from base 1 to 891 and encodes 296 amino acids. The transcript has a single exon. Gene Ontology annotation, biological process: spindle assembly.